AUGCUGCUCCGCUUUUGAGUCGUCGCGUUGUGCUGGCCGAUUUUGGGUGACGAUGUCGAAAAAUGGGAUGGGUUUCGCCGUACAGCGGUGUCUAGGAAGUCUUCAUGCGUGUGUUCAGCAUUUCGGAGUGUUGGCUUUUGUUUGUGUCGUGCCUUACAUAGGCUGUCUUGUGGCCCAAGCCGAAUUUAGUACACCCCUCCUCCGCAUUCCCUGGCACCAGGGCUAAGACGCUCGCGCUGCCAAUUAUGUCCUCCUCGCCAUCGCCAUCGCCAUCGCCACCACCACCAUCACAACAGCAACGACAACGAGUCAAUACCUCAGGAAGGCAAUCCAUGCCGGGCGGUGAUCCCUUCCAAUCCCCUUCCACCCCAUCCUUCAAUCUCUUCGAUAAUGACCCAAGAUCUUCACCUGCUGUUCGAGGGAGUUUUUUGGGGGACGCACCUUUAUUAUCAAGUAAACACGGGCCCUCUGCAGCUGCACAGAUCCCGCAUCAUUCAAGUCAAAUUAAUGUCCAAUCACCUCUUUCCUCACCCACAAACACCGUUCGCUCCUCACCAAGCAUAAAUUCCAGCAUCCAACCCAACAUCUCUACACCCCGACGAAGGGCAGCAGCUCCAGGUAGCGGUUCUUCAUCUAUCUUCGCAACACCCUCGUCACUUUCGCAUAUCCGUUCCGACCACGCCAUUCUCACUGCAUUUGACCCGGCUGAUAAAGAGUUGUACAAUUUAUGGGCUCCCAAAGUUUAAUUAUAGUUACAAUUGGCAUGAGGGCGAUCUGGCUUGUGUGGAAACCGGCUAUUCAUC
Messenger RNA from Cantharellus anzutake, 803 nucleotides. RefSeq lists its product as uncharacterized. NCBI's taxonomy places the organism in Eukaryota, Fungi, Basidiomycota, Agaricomycetes, Cantharellales, Hydnaceae. The record is from RefSeq and is a predicted model, not a curated record. The transcript has 3 exons. The coding region runs from base 246 to 746 and encodes 166 amino acids.